UGACAGUGCACCACAAGGUCUUCUGCGAGAAUUGUGUUGACUUCGCCGUUUGAGAUUGAAAUUAAGCAGAAUUUUAUCAUUAUUUGUGUGCAGCAAUUUUAAAAGCUAAGAACUGUAAAGAAAAUGAGUCUCUUUAGCGUUCUGAAACUUCCUGUUUCAGUUAUUUACCAGAGAAGUACCAUUGUAUAUAGUUUAACAAGGCUUGUAAAAAGUGCAUCAUACUCAAAUCACUCUGCAGAAGAUUUUAUAGAAAAUGUAGUUAAGCAAAAACUCAAUAAAGCAUUAGAGCCAGAAUAUUUAGAUGUUGUAAAUGAAAGUGCUAGACAUAAUGUACCAAGAGGCUCAGCAUCUCAUGUUAGAGUUACAGUUGUGUCUCCUUUGUUCAUUAAUAAAUCUCUAGUUCAGCGGCAUCGACUUGUAAAUGAAGCUCUUCAAGAGGAACUGAAAGGCCCUAUUCAUGCAUUAUCAAUAGAUGCUAUAGCUACUACUGAGAUUAAAGACAAAAUUGAACAGAAAACUUCUCCACCAUGUAAAGGUGGAUCUGGAUUGUGAUAAAGAAUUUAAGUCAUCAUUUGUCCAAUGUAGAUUUCAAAUUUGCAAAUAAAAAAUAUUCAGUGUUAAUAAAUUUGUAAAAAAUUA
Molecule: messenger RNA, 639 nt
Organism: Stegodyphus dumicola
Lineage: Eukaryota; Metazoa; Arthropoda; Arachnida; Araneae; Eresidae
Source: RefSeq, a predicted model, not a curated record